AUGGAUCAACCGCCUUCCAAGUAUCCUUACGAUCCGUCUCUCGCGGCAGCGGUCACCUUUGCGGUACUGUUCGGCAUUAGCGGUGUGAUACACUCCAUCCAGCUCAAGAGGGCGAAGACCUGGUACUGGAUCGCCUUCUUCAUAGGCGUCAACUUUGAAAGCAUUGGAUACGGGAGUCGAGCAAUGAAUGCGUCCGAAACGCCGAAUUGGUUACAAGUCCCCUUCAUCAUCCAGGCUCUUCUACCGUUGCUUGCCCCGGCACUGUACGCCGUAUCGAUCUAUAUGCUUCUAGGCCGUAUCAUCGACUCAUUGGAAGCGGGCCAUUUAUCACUUAUUCCUGUUAGAUGGCUGACGAAGAUCUUUGUUUUCGGAGAUGUGUUCUCGUUCGCCUUCCAGUGCAUCGGCGGAGGCAUCCUCUCCGGCGCAAGUGACAAAGACGGACUCGACCGCGGCCAGAAUAUUAUUCUCGUUGGUCUCGGCAUUCAGAUCCUUUUCUUCGAAGCCUUCAUCGUAUCCAUAUCCGUAUUCCACUAUCGAAUCAUCCAACACCCAACGACAAUGAGCAUGAACGGGCGACGACCGUGGAGACAGUUCAUCAUGGUGCUCUAUGCCACCUCGUUUCUCAUUCUGUUUCGGUCAAUCUUCCGGGUGGCUGAGUUCGCUGAGGGACGGGAAGGCGUGCUUCAGACCACAGAGGUGUAUCUGUACUGUCUCGAUACAUCGCUCAUGUUCCUAUGUGCUGCGCUUUCAAUGAAUGUAAAGCAUUCGUCUUCAAGUUUGAAUCUGUAA
This is a messenger RNA of Colletotrichum phormii, 789 nucleotides long. RefSeq names its product RTA1 like protein-domain-containing protein. NCBI's taxonomy places the organism in Eukaryota, Fungi, Ascomycota, Sordariomycetes, Glomerellales, Glomerellaceae. Gene Ontology annotation, cellular component: membrane. The transcript has 4 exons. The record is from RefSeq and is a predicted model, not a curated record. Bases 1 to 789 code for a protein of 262 amino acids.